Messenger RNA from Zootermopsis nevadensis, 1728 nucleotides. RefSeq names its product MICOS complex subunit Mic10-like. Lineage: Eukaryota; Metazoa; Arthropoda; Insecta; Blattodea; Termopsidae. Gene Ontology annotation, cellular component: mitochondrial inner membrane; mitochondrion; MICOS complex. The record is from RefSeq and is a predicted model, not a curated record.
GAUCAGUAGUUUGGACACGUAUUUCGGUAAAAAUAUUAAUUGUAUGAUAUUUUAUUUCCAAUGGUAAAAGGUUACUUUUAAAUGGAAGUAUAUUGUAAAAACUUAUAUGAAGAUCAGAAUCGAUGGAAUUGGUCAACUAGCGCUUGAGACUUUGGUUUUCUAUGAACACUGUAGCUCAUUGUAAGUUAUUUUCGAUUUUUACCAGAGGUCUUCUUUACUCUAUUUCAAAAUGGCAGCAUCAGCAGUGUUUGCGGAGGAUGAGUUAGGAAGAAAAUGGGACAGGUGUUUAACAGACGUCGUGUUAAAGACGGGAGGAGGAAUUCUUAUUGGUGCAGUUGUAACAACCAUAUUUUUUAAACGAAGAAGUUGGCCUAUAUUUCUUGGAGCAGGUUUUGGAAUAGGAAAGGCAUAUAGAAAUUGUGAACUUGAUUUGAAUAGUACGCUAUCCGAUUCUACUUCAAAACAGAGCAAGGCAAAUAAAUGAUCAUGGAAGUGACCUUCGCCAUUAUCAUCCAAGAAGUCUCUGCAAAAUAAAUUUCUUGUCCAGAUGACUUUGUUGGCGAAACAUAGCCCUGUGUAGUGCUUCAGUUAAUAAGUAGAAAUGGAACUGUAUAAAAUUUGUAUUUUUCAUUUUGGUACUUUUUACUGUUUCCUGUUGCAUAUUUGAAAUCACAUUGUAAAGAGAGCCUUGGGCCUUUUGCUAUUGUAAAUACAUGCUUUAAACCUUAAAGCCAUCUCAUGAUGUACAGUUGAAUGCAACGUAGAGACUCUUCCAGUUGCAGGUCGUUUCCUGCUUUCAUAGUCCACUGGCUAUGUAGCGAACAUGUUCUGCCUGUGACUGUAGGCUUUUUUUAGCUGUUUUGACCAGGUCUCCAAUAGUUUGUGGAUGGAGUUGCAUUAAGUGUGAGGUAUCCAUGACACUGAUUAUCUUUGUUUAGUUUGCCAGUGAAUGAUGAUGUGAAAUGCAUGUUCAGUGAGAAAAACAUCCAUGGGUGUAUUUAUUUCUUACUUUCUUAUUGAUGAAGAUUCUUUGCAUAUUUCCAUACUUCAUUGACCUUUAUGUUCUUUAUGGAAAUUAGGUGAUGCAAAGCAAAUAACAUCAUUUAUGUGUAGGAAAUGAUCUACCAUUCUUUCAGACAAUUAUAAAACCAUCUGUGCUACAUAAAUAUAUAGGUACUCCAUCAGUAACAAUUGACACAAGUUCCCAGAGUCCAUUCGCAGAAGGUUACUGUAUCAAGAUUUAAGAAGCAUCUUCUCUGCUCAUAGAAAGCUUUCUGUCUGUUAAAUUAUCACAGAAAACAUGUUGACAUUCAUCUUCUAAGCAGAAAGGCCAUGUGGACCUGUAGGUUAGAUAUCAUUUCAGAGCAAUAUACUGCCUCAACCUUUGAAGGUAUUAUCACAGUAUUUGCCUCGGACUGAAGAAACUAAAAAACUCAGAAUAACUGAUUUCUCAGCUGCGAGAUUUUGUAUAACAUCAGUUCCACAAUGCUUUGCUGAUGUGGGCCUUGGAGAAUAAUGUAGCAUAUGAAGAUUUCCGUCUUCUGGGUUGUUGCGCUGUGUAGUCUGGUCGAUGUUAACCAACGUUUCAGAGGUCAUACUGCCUCCGUCAUCGCCCUGACACAGCGCAACAACCCAGAAGACGGAAAUCUUCAUACUCACCGCUGUGAAAACCUCAAAUCUUACAAUGUAGCAUAUACUAGAAUCAGAGGUAAAGGAAACAAAAAUUAC